AGACGACAGCCAUGCCAAACAGGUGUCUCCGGGGUUAAAGGUCAGCUCAGCCCGAUUAACUUCCAGGCACCAAAAGCACCUCGUUAGGGCUCAAACUCGCUGUUUCACGGUCGCCUGAGAAAUAACGAGCCAGAGGCGAGCGGUGACCUCGGGGUCAGGGCGCCGGGGUUUACAGCCGCUCUGUCAGCACACCUGAAGCCAGACUUUGGUCCUCAAUGCAGAAUAAAAAUGUUUAGGAAUUACAUCAGUGACCAUCAUUCUCCGGAGGAGGCGCUGCAACGUGAAAUCACAACGAGCUUCAUGAAACUGAAAAUUCUUCUUCUGUUUGUUUUUAGGAUGUCUCAGCUUCCUGUUUUUCCCCGCACGUGCGUCCCGCUGCUUUGCAUUCUGGGUAUGAUCUUGCUGACGUCUGGCUUCCCUCAGCCUCGCCUUCCUCUCAGAAGUUUGGAAGAUUCGGAGGAACACAAACGAGUCGACUGGAACGUCCUCUACCCUUCCAUCUCUCUCCGUGAUUGGAGCAUCCAAAUGAUGUCAGCGCCCGGCCUUAGAGCAGCAGCCAACAGCAAAGCAGGACUGAUGAGGGAGGCGUGGCUAUUUGCUCCAGAGGGGGCGGAGACAAGUGUGGAGGGGGCGUGGCCUGCAGAAUGGUCGUCUCCGGGAGCCGGGAUGGCGAAGAGGAACCUGGUGGUGGCUGACGACGCGGCUUUCAGGGAGAAGAGCAAGCUGCUCACCUCCAUGGAGAGGCAGAAGUGGCUCAAUUCGUACAUGCAGAAACUGCUGGUGGUGAAUUCGUGA
This is a messenger RNA of Haplochromis burtoni (Burton's mouthbrooder), 795 nucleotides long. RefSeq names its product parathyroid hormone 2 (gene pth2). The record is from RefSeq and is a predicted model, not a curated record. Bases 229 to 795 code for a protein of 188 amino acids. Gene Ontology annotation, biological process: neuropeptide signaling pathway. Lineage: Eukaryota; Metazoa; Chordata; Actinopteri; Cichliformes; Cichlidae. Gene Ontology annotation, cellular component: extracellular region. The transcript has 3 exons.